UUCGGUCGUGUGCGCAACCAGCUGGGUCUCAUUCUCGUGGUGACCUGGGACGCGAGUCAAGUGACCUCUUGGAAGACAAAUUAACUGGCUGUGGUUGAUUUUAAUAAUCUAUUAAUGCGGAGCAAAUAUUUAUUUUUUGUUUGAUUCAAGUGGCCUAAAUAUUUACGAAUAGCCAUUAAGUUUGUUUAAUCUCAUGUUUGUGGAAGCUCGUGCGGGUGUUUACAGGAUUCGUCCGGUGUCUAGUGAGGAAAACGUGUUAAUUGAAUAUUGUUGUGACUGAUUGGUGAAUUUAUAGAUUUUUGUCAGAAAAUGAUCAAAACGGAAGAACAUGCGGACUCCAGUACGUUGUCCGUGUCUGGAGGUUAUCAUUACAGAAACAUUUCUUCAAAUAUUGUAAUGGCUACUCCACACAUAAUCGAGAACCCUGCGCUUCAGAACAUGGAUAAUCAUUAUCACUAUCAUACGUCCAUUUCGUCGUCACAAAUAGACGUGAAGAAUGAAAUGGAUGAGCGUAACUCCCCUGCCUAUCACGUGUCUGACGUGAAGAUGGAAACUGAAAAAAUCCCUUCGAUGUAUCACCACUUUGAUAAAAUAUCAUCGUACUACAUCAAUCGAUCACCGUAUCUCAUCUCACAAAUCAACGACGAUGCGGACUACGGCGAGCCCCGUGCAUCUUAUCUGUCCCAACUGGACAACUCAAUUAACUCCAUGAAGCUAUCGGACCCAGUUGGUAUCCCUCCGUUGAUUAACUAUCAGUCCAUAACGCAUCCCGAUAUGACCACAAUGCAACAGCGCUGCCGAAGCAAUGGCAGCAGUGGCGGUCAUAUUUCACCCACUUCGUCAAUGAACUCCGGAUCCCUGCCCACGAUCAGUAGUGUACAAUCGAUGGCCAGCAGUACCAGCGGGGGUCACAUAACGAUCGUCCCGAACACGAUGCUGCACAAGUCGCAAUCUACGUCGCCGAUAACGCCGUCGGCAUCGCCCACCUUGUCCAGCUCGUCACAACCGACGGCGGCGAUGAUCAACGGUAGUGGUGGAUCGACGCCCAUUUCGUCACAGAAGAAAUCCCCGCACGCGGCCGUCGGCAACGGAAGUGGGGAACAACAGUUGACCAGCACCACGGGAUCUGGGGAGAGUCCUGGAUCGAAGAAGACGAACGGUGGCCGAAGGCAGGAAAAACCACAACUCAGCUACAUCAACAUGAUUGUGAUGGCGAUCAAGGACUCGCCCCAUCGGCGGAGGACCCUCAGUGAGAUCUACAAGUAUUUGCAGUCGAAGUACGACUUCUUCAAUGGCGAGUACAAUGGCUGGAAAAACUCCGUCCGGCACAACCUAAGUCUGAACGAGUGCUUCAAGAAGCUCCCCAAAGAAUGCGGCAAACCAGGAAAGGGUCACUACUGGACCAUCGACGCCUCUGCCGAGUACAUGUUCGAGGACGAGGGCAGCCUGCGGCGAAGACCGCGUGGCUUCCGGCGAAAGCAACAGCUCAAAGCCUAUGCCGGUGGAAGUGCCUUCUAUCCGGCAGGGGCAACCGGUUACGAAAUCACGGUUCCCGAUCUGCCCGGAGGAUACAUGUCACAGCCGUACGGUUCGUACGAUUACCCUAGCGCAAAUGGGCAAACAUUUGGCGCCGACUCGUGGCACUACCCGUCGGAGGGACUGAGUCAGUACUCGAAAAUAACCCACACAUCGCUGCACGACCAUCAACCUCCGCCGGGUUCCCCCGGCCAGCAGGGCCAGAGCUCAAGUGUGCUCGACUAUGGCAACUAUUCGUUCGGCUCCGGUUCCUACAGCAUCGAUAAUGGUCUGAAAAUGGCACCUCUCUCGCAAAUGGUUCAACCCACGGGAUCGGGCGGUGGAGGGACGCCAUCAACUGUUGGUUCGUUGCCUUCGCAGCCAUCGCCAUCUUCAGGUGGAAACGCUGGGCCGCAGUCGGCAGGUGGUGUUGUAGGCGGAGUGGUAUCGAUGGCCCCGACCGCAAAUGGCAGUCCUCAGCAGCAGCAGCAGCACUCUGUCAUGGGAAACGGAAUGACCAACGGAUGCGGAAAGGUGAUAACCGGUUACGGUGAUUCCCCGCUGGGCAGCAAUCACUCAUCGAUGCUCGCGGCGCAGCAGUUGCACCAUCCUCACCACCACCAUCAUCACAACCCGCACCAUCAUGGCGUGUCCAAUGGGGGACUGAACACAGUCCUGACUGCCAACGUGCAGUACGACCAUGGGAAAUAUGCUGCGAAUUGAUGGCGGACACGCAUGGAGGAUUGGAUUCGUUCGGUGCAUCAAAGAUGGAAGGAUUUUGAAUAAAAGUCAUUAUCCAUUAUUGAUGAUGAGGGUGGGUUGGAUCAUUACAGUACUAAUAGGAAUUUAAGUUCAGAGUUUAGAAUGGCUGCUUGAAUAGAAAAUCAUUUCAUGCUGUGUUCUUUCGACAUUGAUUUCUUUGAGAUAGAUGUAAAUAAAUGAUACCAAAGAUUAA
Armigeres subalbatus is the source of this 2470-nucleotide messenger RNA. Its product is annotated as forkhead box protein F2. Gene Ontology annotation, molecular function: DNA-binding transcription factor activity, RNA polymerase II-specific; RNA polymerase II cis-regulatory region sequence-specific DNA binding. Gene Ontology annotation, biological process: regulation of transcription by RNA polymerase II; animal organ morphogenesis. Bases 310 to 2238 code for a protein of 642 amino acids. Gene Ontology annotation, cellular component: nucleus. The record is from RefSeq and is a predicted model, not a curated record. The transcript has 3 exons. Lineage: Eukaryota; Metazoa; Arthropoda; Insecta; Diptera; Culicidae.